AUAAGCCCCCUUAUGCCCCUCCCAUUCCCUGCAUUCGCAUUUGUGUGCUUCUCAUUCCUCUUUAAAUUCCUUACAUUCUGCUAGAGGUUCCCAUCCCUUAAAGUUCCUGUAAUUCUCAAUCGCUCCAUGGCAGCGAAGAAAAUAGUGCUCAAAUUGGCCAUUGAGGACGAGAGCAGCAAGAAAAAGGCCCUCAAGCAGGUUGCAGGUGUCCAUGGGGUGGAUUCUGUGGCUGUGGACAUGAAGGAAAACAAGAUCACCGUGAUAGGGGAUGUAGAUCCCGUCUGUUUGGCCUCUAAACUCAGAAAAUUUGGUUUCACUGAUUUGCUGAGCGUCGGACCUGCGAAAGAGGAGAAGAAGGAGGGUGAGAAGAAAGAGCAGAAGAAACCUCAAGGCGAUGCAAAGAAGGAGAACAAAACAGAACCUCCAAAAGUUGAAGUUGUGUAUGUGCCCAUGAGCUACAAUUACAGACCAUAUGAAUACACUAUUGUGAGAGAUGAAUAUCGUAAUUCUUGCGUGAUCUGUUGAGUGUGCUUAUAAGUAGCCACUGUUUGUAAACUACGGCGAUUUUAUUUGAGUGCCAACCCUAGCCAGCUCCAGAGCAGAGCAGGGCAGGACAGGGAAUGAAAUAGGGUUUAUAAGUUUCGGGGCAACCUGGAUUUGUACCGAAAUGCGAAUGAAUUUUUUUAUUUUCCUUUUGCUAUGGCUUGUGUUAAAUUUAUCAAAAGGGCUGUGAGAAAAUUAAUUUCUUGGAAUGUAAUAAUGAGGAGACUCUAAUAUUAUAUCCGAACAGUUUUUACA
This is a messenger RNA of Cryptomeria japonica (Japanese cedar), 798 nucleotides long. RefSeq names its product heavy metal-associated isoprenylated plant protein 39. Bases 127 to 525 code for a protein of 132 amino acids. The record is from RefSeq and is a predicted model, not a curated record. Lineage: Eukaryota; Viridiplantae; Streptophyta; Pinopsida; Cupressales; Cupressaceae. Gene Ontology annotation, molecular function: metal ion binding. The transcript has 3 exons.